Messenger RNA from Peronospora farinosa, 273 nucleotides. The record is from the annotation of a GenBank genome assembly. NCBI's taxonomy places the organism in Eukaryota, Oomycota, Peronosporomycetes, Peronosporales, Peronosporaceae.
AUGCAAAGCGCGGUGUUUAAGAAUUUGAGCUCAAGAGCGUAUUGGCAUCUCAACCGCGAAAAGGGCGCGACGUGUGAUUUCGGUGGAACUGGGCAUCUGCUACACGUGAAGCCAAACCAUUUACUCGCGUCAGCGGCGAAGUGGAGUUUUGCAACCAUCAUGGAUGUCGUUUCCCUUGCUCUGGUAGCAGUUGGCGCUGCGAUCGUUAGCGUUGUGCGUUGGCGUCAGCUUCGUGUGCGCCGCCAAUAUUCACCUAUUGGAGGUCAUCUGUAA